Messenger RNA from Ornithodoros turicata, 1234 nucleotides. RefSeq lists its product as uncharacterized. The transcript has 3 exons. The record is from RefSeq and is a predicted model, not a curated record. Bases 320 to 1126 code for a protein of 268 amino acids. Lineage: Eukaryota; Metazoa; Arthropoda; Arachnida; Ixodida; Argasidae.
CACACUGAUCAUACACGUCCGAAACAUGUUCAACAACCUCGUUGUAUAACCAGUGUGACCAGACUGUCAUACAAAUGUAUGAUACGACAACGUUUAACAACAUGUUGUGAAACGUGUUGCGAUGUAUUUGGACACCGUUCAAAAGCAGCAGUGUUCCGUGCGACGAUUUUGAGUGAAAUAAAAAUUUGCGUCACAUCACACUGACAUUCAUUUAUAUUUACGAAAGCAUGUUGCGUUUUGGAAACCAUGUGACAACAGCUAAUGGCGACAUUUGUUUAGUUCACUUUGGUGAAGGCUCCUGACCGUCCAGACGAUAGAAAUGGCGAGCUCUUUUCCGGUGCACUUGGAGGCCGAUCUGAUCACUUUGGUGGAAGAACGGCCUGCCUUGUGGCAGAUUAAACACCACGACUAUCACAAGAAAGACGUUCGCGAGAGAUUGUUUGGGGAAAUCGCGCUUGAACUUGGAGUGGAGGUUGCCGCUGUAAAGGCAAAAUGGAACUCGCUCCGAUCGGCGUUUGCCAGAGAGCAAAGGAAGACUUUAGCCAAGCGGUCAGGGGACGGCGGAGAUCAGGCGUACGUUUCGUCGUGGACUCAUUUCAAGAGGAUGAGGUUCAUCGCAUCUGGAAAUCCAAGGAGCGGUAGCGACUCCAGCCUCGACGAGUCGUCAUCUUCCCCCUUAACCCCGACUCCCGCCGUUCAGGCUCUACUGGAGUCGACACAAAGAAGUGUUGCAAUUGUUGAGGAUGAUGAUGAACGACAUGAAGUCGGUCGUGCCCUGAUGGAGGAAGACCUUGAGCCUGUGGCCACGCAGUCGACUGCCCGUGCAGAGCACUUUUCUCCAGUGAGCACACACGGCUCACAACCUCGCAAAAGGGCUCGGACAGCUACAGAAGAGUCCCCAACGGUGCUGGAGCGACGGACACUACUCUUGCAAGCAGCCAUCGAUAGACUGAACCGGCCGGCUGCUACUUGCCAAACAGAUGAGGUCGAUGAUUAUGUCAAACGGCUAGCAAAUGUGUUGCGCCGCGUUCCAUCUGGACUGCAGCGUGAAAAACUAUUUCACGCGUUAAUGACUAAGGCACUUAACACAGUGUUUGAAACGACAGACUUUGGCAUAGAGUUUUGAACCACUUUGGAUCUACAGUGUUCUUUUUUUUGCGCGGUACGUUGAGAUGUAUUUGGAGUGACAACGGCAGGAGUUUCAUGCUCAAAUAAACAUUUAUCUGUAAUUUUU